AUGGCCUGUCACGUUCAAGGGAUUGCAUUCAUCACCGGUGGUGCUUCGGGAAUCGGGAAGAGCACUGCCAUUGCUCUGGCACGCAAUGGUAUCAACGGGCUAGCUCUACUUGAUCUGAACCUGUCAUUGCUUGAAGAUGUUCGAUGCCACAUCCGAAGCGAGUAUCCAAAUGUCGACGUCGAGAUUUUUCAAGUAAAUGUAGCCGAUGAGGUUUCAGUUGAGACCGCUGUGAACGCCACUGUCAAGAAAUUCGGACGCAUCGAUAUUGGCAUAAACUGUGCUGGAAUCAGUGGGAAUCCUACCUCAACUCACCAGAUGUCUUUGGAAGAGUGGAGGAAGGUCAUUGAUGUUAAUCAGACGGGAUUAUGGCUCUGCCAAAGGGCCAUAAUCCGGCAGAUGCUCACACAAGAAUCGCGCGGCAUUCGCGAUGGAAGGGGAGUGAUUGUCAAUGUAUCCUCCAUGUUUGGUGUUGGCGGUCCUCCAGGUCCCUUUGGUAUUCCCCAUUACACUGCAGCGAAGCAUGCUGUUGUUGGGUUGACGAAGAUGCUUAUAUCACAUUGGGACGCCAAGGCAUACGCCAGAGAUGGAAUUCGUAUCAACGCCGUUUGCCCAGGCUUUGUCGAUACACCCAUCAUCAAAGAGCAGAUUGAGUCUGGAACAAUGGAAGCCCAGUUCCAAAUGACACCUGUUGGUCGCCCUGCACAGGUUGAAGAGAUCUCGGAUGUGAUGUUUUUCCUCUGCUCUACUUCAAGCAGCUAUAUGUGCGGAGCAGCGUUGGUGGUUGAUGGUGGGUUCACGGUCUGA
Penicillium olsonii is the source of this 804-nucleotide messenger RNA. Lineage: Eukaryota; Fungi; Ascomycota; Eurotiomycetes; Eurotiales; Aspergillaceae. The record is from the annotation of a GenBank genome assembly.